AUGGACUUGCACAAUUUGGCUCUAGGUGCUAAGUUAGCAUGGAGGAUGUAUGAGCAACCUCAAAAAACCUGGUGUAAGAUCAUGACUGCAAAGUAUUUGGACUCAAAUGAUGCUGAUAGGAUUUUUACUGUGGCAAACUCGAUCAAUGGAUCUCCAAUUUGGAAAUUUAUUUGGGAAAGCAGAAAUAUCAUAAUAGAGCAUUUAACUUGGAAAAUUGGCAAUGAUGGAAAGGCAAAAUUUUGGAGAGACUCUUGGAAUGGAGACAUUUCCUUAGCUGAGGAAAUUGAUGAUCCAGUGUGGAUUAAUGAAGUGGAAGCACUAGUUGGUCCUUUUGUGACUGAUUACAUUUUGGAAGGGCAGAAGGAGGCUGAGUGGAUUGAGUGGAAAAUUAAGCAGAGCACAGAAUGUGGAUUGGCAUUCGGUAUUGUGCUGGCACAAAAUGGUACUGCCCAAGGCAGGGGCAUUCCUUUGGACAUCAUUGAAUGGUCGUAUACUAAUAGGGGAAAGGUGAGAAGUCAAUCACUAAAAGGUUUUUUAUUGGCAUGGCCUACCUACUAUAAGAAAUCAAAAUGGAGCAUUAUGUGGGUGGUUAGUCUGGCCAUGCUUGCAUGGUAUAUUUGGAAGGAGAGAAAUCGAAGGGUGUUCAAUGAGGAAGCUCUGUCUUUUGAGCUUCUAAUCCCAAAAAUCAAAGUAGCCAUUGAAGAAGUUAUAAACAUCAAAUUAGUCGGAAGGAAGUAUUGCACUUAUUCUUCCCGGGACAAAGAAAUGGAAAGGUCAUGGAAUUUGACGAAGAACACUAGUUACAAGUUUGUCGACAAGAAGCAGAACAGAGGAAGUAUAGUUUGGACUCCUCCCUCAGCUGGAAGCUUGAAGGUUAACUUUGAUGGGGCUAGCUGUGACAAUCCUGGUAAAUCAGGCUAUGGUGCCAUUAUAAGGGACGAAUUUGGUAAUUUUGUUGGUGCAAAUUUUGGUCCCUUAGGAGUCACUACAAACAAUAUGGCAGAAAUUGUAGGGUUGUUAGCUAGAUUGGAAUGGAGUGUGGGCCAAGGAUUUCGCUCCUUAGAAGUAGAAGGUGACUCUCAAAUUGUCUUGAAUGGGAUAAUCAAAUAG
Cryptomeria japonica (Japanese cedar) is the source of this 1110-nucleotide messenger RNA. RefSeq lists its product as uncharacterized. NCBI's taxonomy places the organism in Eukaryota, Viridiplantae, Streptophyta, Pinopsida, Cupressales, Cupressaceae. The transcript is spliced from 3 exons. The coding region runs from base 1 to 1110 and encodes 369 amino acids. Gene Ontology annotation, molecular function: RNA-DNA hybrid ribonuclease activity; nucleic acid binding. The record is from RefSeq and is a predicted model, not a curated record.